Fusarium venenatum is the source of this 1980-nucleotide messenger RNA. Lineage: Eukaryota; Fungi; Ascomycota; Sordariomycetes; Hypocreales; Nectriaceae. The record is from RefSeq and is a predicted model, not a curated record.
AUGGCGGUAGAAGAGGGCGAUAUUUACCCAACCGAGGCUCUCAUUCUAAAACAGUCGCGGAGACAUUAUCGUAUACCCGUGCGAUCACAGCACUGGCAGCUACGCUCUCUGAUUAGCGCCGAGAAACAAAGCAUCGUAUAUUUCCCCGGAGGCACCGGUAGCAAUCACAUCCAGCGACUGAAUGUAUCAACUCGAGAAUGCGAAACAAUCAAACUCCUGACUUUUGCGCCGCGAUGUCUCGUUGCUGAAAAAGGAUGGCUGUGUUGUGGGAGUGAAAGUGGCGACUUCGUGGCGAUGCGGCUUGAUGAAGGAAAUGAAGACAACGAAGAUCCUCUGUCUGGAAUCGAUCCAGAAACUCGACUCUAUCUCGGCCUCGAUGCCCACCCUAACGAUCCUGUAUUCUCUCUCAUCUCGCGCGCCAGGCGAUCCCAAAAGAACAUGAUCGCCAAAAGUAUGAAGUUGGCCAAAGACAGGGUGAACUGUAUCACGCUCUGGUUUCCACCCACGACAAUGCCAGCGAAUGCAAAAGCCUACAGGGAACCAGUAGCAGUGUUGGCUAAUAACGACCGGACCGUUACUCUAGUCAGCCUACGUGAUUUUGACGAAAAAGACAAGACAGAGGCGUUGGAUAUCAUCACAUAUCCCGACUUUGUGAAUCGAUCUCUUCUAUCCCCCGAUGGAAGGUUCCUGAUUUCUAUUCUUGACGAUCCAUACAUGUACAUCCACGAGCGAGUAAGGAAGACUGCUGAAUCGCCAGCAACCAAGUCACCUGAUGAUGUCGCAUACCAAUGGGAGCAGACUCAACGAAUCCUACUCAAAAGUCAAAGAAAAGAUGACAGGACUGACAGUAGGGGAAGUUUCGCGGCCUGUUUCUCAGAAUCAGGAGCAUACCUCGCUAUCGGAACUCAACAUGGUACAAUUUCUAUCUUCAACGCCGCUCUUCUUGCAGAUCCCGAUGCCGACCCCCUUAUCACAACCUUUGAGUCCUCCCGCCCACGCAGUGGCCCCGGUGCUAUCCGAGAUAUGGCCUUUUGUCCUGGCCCGUACGACUUGUUAGCCUGGACAGAGGAUAGAGGACAUGUUGGGAUUGUUGAUAUGCGAAGUAACUUUGUCAUUCGCCAGAUUGUCGAUAUUGAAGACCCAGUGUUCGAGCGUAUCAACAUCAUCGACCGAAACGCGUUUGACCCGCGCGGCUUGGAGAGUCGUCGCGAUAGAAGAGAUCAGGUGGCGGGUACGAGCGCCGCAGAGAAUCACACACGCCGCGACGUGCUCGAACAUCUCAACACCCCUCUUACCGCUAGUGAGACGUUGGUACUUGAAGCCAUGCAGAUGGGUCGAACCAAUCGUGAGAGAUUGAUCCAGCGAGCUUCGGCGGCGGCAGAGGAUAGGCCGAUUGGGGGGCCAACCACAUUUUGGGCCCGUCGCCGGGGCCCUGCUCAUAAUGCUUCUGCCGUUGACAAUGCCGAGCAGUCUAAUGACCGUGGAAGCAGCAGCGUUGGCCGCGCGAUGGGGGGUAUUUUGGGUAAUGGGUAUCGGUUCCGUCCUGGUGGUAUGAUCUCACGAGCUACACGGCCCACAGGCAUGGCCGAGGGCGAAUCCCUCGAAGGCUUCACAAGAAGAAGACGUGAAGAGGAGCGCCGACAGGAAAGUCUUGGCGAAACCGUGGCGAUGCUUAGUAGGGAACGUCAGAGACAAGACCCCUCCUAUCUCCAAGUGCUCGAUAUCCUCCAGGCGCGAGAGCGAGACGCCGAUCGUGACCUAGAUGACACGACUAUCAUAGUACCGCUCGUAAAUCAAGUUGUGAACAGAUGGGAGGAGGACCAUGGUGUUUUCGAGGUGCCGCCUUCGCCAGACAACACCGCUGGGCUGGCUUGGAGUGAAGAUGGUCGUGUUCUUUUUGUCGGCGCACAGAACGGCAUAUAUGAGCUUCACGUCGACGUGCAAAGCAGAAGGUUUUGCCCCAGUAUUUCUUUGAGGUGA